Impatiens glandulifera is the source of this 925-nucleotide messenger RNA. Its product is annotated as protein WVD2-like 2. The transcript has 4 exons. The record is from RefSeq and is a predicted model, not a curated record. Lineage: Eukaryota; Viridiplantae; Streptophyta; Magnoliopsida; Ericales; Balsaminaceae. Gene Ontology annotation, molecular function: microtubule binding. The coding region runs from base 1 to 852 and encodes 283 amino acids. Gene Ontology annotation, biological process: microtubule cytoskeleton organization.
AUGCAGUUGCUAUAUUUGUCAGAAGCUGAGCGGCGAUUAUUGCUGUUUUAUAGACAUGCCACAGAAUUAAAACAAUAUUCCUCAUGGGAAGAAAACAUUCGUGGAAUUGUAAGAGCGCCAUUUCCGUUUUCUUCUUUUUUUAGUGAGAGAGAGAGAGAAAGAGAAAGUGGAGCUGGUGUUUUCGUUUCUUGUGGAUCAGCUCCAAUUCUGGGUCUUUCUCUCUUGAUUCUGUGUAUCAAUCAGAUCCAAGCUGCAGCUGCAGAAACUGAACUGGAAGUGUUCCUGUCCUUAGCCCGAUUUAGAGCUGCAGCAUCUGCUCGUUCGACAGGCUUCAAGCCAACUGUACCUAUUGCACCUGUGUUUAAAUGCGUCGAACGUUUGGAGAAACGCAAAGAGUUUUACACAAAAUUGGAGGAAAAACAUCAGGCUCUGGAGGCAGAGAAGCUGGAAUAUGAGGCUAAGACUAAGGAGGAAGAUGAAGCAGCCAUUAAAGAACUGAGAAAGACAUUGGUGUUCAAAGCUAAUCCAGUUCCCAGUUUUUAUCAUGAAGUACCUCCACCUAAGCGUCAACUUAAAAAGAAGCCACUAACGCGGCCCAAAUCGCCAAAUCUAUCGAGAAGGAAGAGCUUUGGCGAUUCACUUGCCACUUCUCCAGAGGGAACCCCACCGGUUUGCUCAAGAGCCACUAGACACAGUCUGGGAACUAUUAAGGAUGGAAAAAGUGCUCCCACCAGCCCUCUCAAGAGCAAAAAUCAGACAGAUGAGAGCAAUGGAAAAGUCAAGGUUAAGGAACCGGCUAAGGACGGUGGCCUGGCUGAGUCCCACGGUUCAGACAUUGCGGUCAAUGGCUGAUUCUUUCUGGUCAGUGUCUUGUUGACCAGGAUAUUUGUUUGCUUGCAAGAGAUGUAAACCCACACAUUUAUAU